CUCAUCUAAAUGCAAGGAUUUUACUGGAAGACACAUUUCAACUGAAAGAAUCUUGAGAUCAGCUGAAGGACAGAUGGAGGUAAAGGUGUAUGUUGAAGGAGUUCAGCGCAUCGUUUGUGGAGUCACUGAAAAAACAACGUGUCAGGAGGUGGUCAUCGCUUUAGCACGGGCACUUGGUCGCACUGGGCGAUAUACUCUGAGAGAGAAGUUCAAAGAGUAUGAACGUAAUGUAACUCCGGAUGAACGGCUCCUGGAGUCCUUGGAAAAAUAUGGUGAACAAGCGAAGGAGGUGCAGCUUACUUUGAAGCAUAUCGGUCCAUCCCUUGGGGAAGAAACAAGCCAGCCCAAAGCUCAAAUGAGGCGAGCAGAAGGGGGCGGGAGGGCAAGGAGAGGCAGUGGGGGAAUUGCCCUACACCGACAGAGUCUUCCACCACUAUCGCGUCUCUGCCUCCACUCCGAGCCGCCCCCCGAGGAACCAAAGAGACCCAAGAGGAAGUCGCUGACACUAAUGGAGGAAGCAUGGGGUUGGCUGGAAAACUUGGGCAAAGGCGGGAGGCCACAAUUAGGACAAGAUAAGGGGAAAGAAGGAAAUGAGUACUCAGAUAAGGCAUCUCCGAAACAAACCAAAAGUACCUUGGUCUCUGGAGCACUACAAGGAAAGGACAAAAAAGACAAAAAUAGAGUCACUCUACAUCAGCCUUUGAUCAGUUGCCUUGGGAAACGUGGCAGAUGUAAUGAUGAGUAUGGUAUGAGUGUGAGAAAAGAGGAAGUGAUAAGAAAAGACACAGAGGAGUUGAAAACCAUCACAACUGGCAAGGCAAUGAUUCCACAGAUUCCUAAAACUGAAAGUGAGGAGAUUGUAGAGUUAAGAAGACUGAUCAUCCAACAACAAGCAAGUCUGAAAAAUCUCAAACUGAAAAUAGAAUCAACUGACCAGCUGAUCAGUGAGCUUGAAGAGCAACAAGAUUCCAGACAGAGUUUCGAGUCACUGUUGGAAGAAGAGGAACAGAUCGAGUUUUGGAUGAAUGAGCUCAAGGCAGAGGAAGGCCACGAGAGAGACCUGCAGAGGCAGUUCUUUCAGAUUAAGGAGGAAGCUGCAAAGUGCAAAGCUAAAUUAGAAGAAUACAAACAGAAAUGCCAAGCUAUGGACCUGCGACACACUCUGCAGCUUCAAAUGGGACAUUUGCAUGAAAAUGCCACUGGACAGAAUAGUCAAGUGGACACACCGAAUCCUGUGUUGCAGCAUGCUGACCCAAGCAUCAAACAAACACCGAUGUCAGCGGAUGUGUUACAUGGAGACAAUGGAUCAAAAAGUGUAGUCACAACACUGGAGUCCAAACUUCCAUACGUGUUUGUUUCUGCAAACCAGAUAUCACAUCCCCCAUCAAGUGGACCAGCAGACCUGAGGGAAUGGUGGACGCGAUGGUCACAGAGUCAGAAUCCAUCAAAAGGGACAAAACCAAAAGUUGUGCAUCGCUCUGAAAUCACCAUACACCUUGGAAGCACAAGAGUUUAGGCAAAUAAAUACAGUUCUAAAUCUGCCUUGUGCUGUUCACUGACACCUCAUGCAUGCUUAAAGGAAUGUUCUGGGUUCAAAACAAGUUAUGCUCUGUCAGUUAUGACUGCAUUUGAGGCAUAAUGUUGAUUACCACAAAAAAUAAUUUUGAUAUAUAUAUAUAUAUAUAUAAAUCUGUUGCAAUAAGGCAUGUGGAAUUGAAAGGGGCCAGUCCAUAAUUGUUAAAAUACACGUUUCAAAAGCAUAGCCACAAGUGAAAACAUUAUACGUUACCUUGAUUUUAGUGUGAUAAAAUCAGGGAUUAACUGGCAUUAUAGCAUUUUGACCUGAUUACAGGGUUU
Myxocyprinus asiaticus (Chinese sucker) is the source of this 1857-nucleotide messenger RNA. RefSeq names its product ras association domain-containing protein 8-like. Gene Ontology annotation, biological process: signal transduction. The coding region runs from base 74 to 1516 and encodes 480 amino acids. NCBI's taxonomy places the organism in Eukaryota, Metazoa, Chordata, Actinopteri, Cypriniformes, Catostomidae. The transcript is spliced from 3 exons. The record is from RefSeq and is a predicted model, not a curated record.